Aspergillus bombycis is the source of this 1266-nucleotide messenger RNA. RefSeq lists its product as uncharacterized. The transcript has a single exon. The coding region runs from base 1 to 1266 and encodes 421 amino acids. The record is from RefSeq and is a predicted model, not a curated record. NCBI's taxonomy places the organism in Eukaryota, Fungi, Ascomycota, Eurotiomycetes, Eurotiales, Aspergillaceae.
AUGACAUCCCGAAAGAGAGGCGCGCCAAGUGACGAGACCCAAUCGCCAAGGAAGAUUCAAACUCGAGGCUCUCGAGCGACAGAGAGAUUGCUACCUAGCCCGGCAUGCCCAGGCGAAAUUAAGACUCGUGACCGUGGCCCACCUUUCAAAAUUCCGCCGGGGUCUGACGUCUUCGAGGCCUUUGCUAAGGUCAGAGCAGACAAAGACCUUACAGAUGAGGAGGUAUUUCUUGAGUUGUUAACAACCUAUGAUAUUCCGUUGUCCACUUUCUCGCAGAUCUCAGCUAAGAAAUUGGAAGCCUCCUUUUCCAAUGUGACAUACCGUCAAAUUGCGCCAUAUGUGUGGUUAGAUCCUAAUGAGGCAGGUCAAGAUAUGUUACGACUCGAUGUCUUUCGAUCUCGGAUUGCCACCGAUAUGUUUCGUAAUAUUGUAUGUGAUGUUGAAGAUACUCUCAUACAGUACGGUCCCCUUGAUUGCCACGAGAACGAAGAAACCAGAUCCCGCUUCAUCGCCUCGCUUUUCACCCGCAUUGUUUGUGUAUUCAACGGUAUUGUUGUCAAUAAGCCAGAGACACUGCUGGAGAGUGAAUUUACGCGAAAAGGCCGUGUAGAGCACCAUUUCAUUACACUGGGCUCUGUGAGCAUCGUUUUUAUCGAGGUGAAAAAAAGCAUGUCAAUGGGAAGGCAAGGCCUCAACGUCAAGGGCCAGAUUCUAGCUGAGUGUGCGGCGGGAGACUAUGCCAACAUGGAGCAAGGGCACUGGGUGCCCAUCCUUGCUAUAUUAUGCAAUGGCAAUGACUUUGAGUUCUUUGUCUUUGACUCGUCAGCCAAAGAGAUAUACUCAUCACGUCGUAUUGCAGGUAUUAUAACCAAUGAGCUAGGUGACCAUGCUGAUCUCCUUAUUUCUACCAAAAGAACUUGUGAAUACCUAUUCGAUUGGUUCAUCAUGGGUUACAUUAAUAGCCUUCGAUCAUUCGGGCAUCGCUCAUUAAAACGAUCGCAUACCAAAAAACGGGAAUCUACUAGUCAAUGGGAAAGUGCGCUGGCGAAUGCUCAUGCCGCACACUGGCAUCUCAGAGAGGCGGCCGAAGCCGCUAAAAAGCAAAGGUUUCGGGAUGCUGAGACAACAGCCAGCAAGGGUUUGGAACAACUGAAACAGAGUGUUUCGGAGAUCCCCCAUGAGCCACUAUAUGCGAGAAGUCUUGAAUCCUUAUGGGAUGGCAGCAUGCCUUUAGAAGAGGCCUUAAGCGACCGAAUCAUCUUCUAA